AAGAGUACACUACCAGCAUCGAUCAGGUAGCAGGAGCAAUGACAGGGUUUUCCUCUCCAUGCGGCGCAUGCAAGUUCCUUCGGAGGAGGUGCGUCAAUGGGUGUGUCUUCGCUCCACACUUCUGCCACGAGCAAGGGGCUGCACAUUUUGCCGCCAUCCAUAAGGUGUUUGGUGCAAGCAACGCCUCGAAGCUCCUCACGAGCCUCCCGGCGACCGACCGCCGUGAGGCUGCGGUCACCAUCUCCUACGAGGCACAGGCCAGGCAACAUGAUCCGGUAUAUGGUUGCGUCGCGCACAUAUUUGCUCUGCAGCAGCAGGUUGUAAAUCUGCAAGCACAGUUGGAGUCGCUCAAAGCUCAGGAACCAGUACAAGGGUACACAAAUACUUGUUCCGUAUCAAGCCCUGAAGAAGACAGUAUGAAGGCAAAGGUUAUGGCUUGCCAGACAGUAAAGAUUGAAAGAGAGAGCUACUACGGAAAUGACGCCAUGACCUCCUGCACUUCCAUGCAAUAUUCUCAGGAUUACAACAGUUCACAUGUAUACACACCGGACUAUACAGCCUCGUUUAAAUUUAAUGAUGAGAGUAUACAUGGUAGCACCAUGUUUCCCGUUGAUAUGCAAGACUAUCUGCAAGAGAAUGGGUAUUAUGACACCGAGGGCCUCUAGUCGGCAUAUCUCAACUAGGUGUCACAGCAUGUGCUUGGUAACUGCAAAGCUACCAGCAGUCCUCUUUUGGUAGUUCAAAUUCUAAGCCAUGGAUAACCAUUGUAAAAUGUUCAAAUUCUAAGCCUGUACUAAAAUGCUGAAUCAAACAGGGUGUAGAAGACAUA
Molecule: messenger RNA, 829 nt
Organism: Triticum urartu
Lineage: Eukaryota; Viridiplantae; Streptophyta; Magnoliopsida; Poales; Poaceae
Product: LOB domain-containing protein CRL1
Biological process (GO): positive regulation of DNA-templated transcription; hormone-mediated signaling pathway
Cellular component (GO): nucleus
Source: RefSeq, a predicted model, not a curated record